UCUCUCUCUCUUCCAACCGCCCGCCUCAGCCUCCUCAGAGCAGGGAAAGCUGGUGGGGGGAGGGGCGAUGAACUCUGCCCCUCACCGCCGCUUCCUUCUCCUUCUCCGUACUCUCGCCGCCAUGGGAGAAGCCGCUUCGUCUUCCCUCAACGUCCCUAGUAAACAAGAGGCCCUGCCCGGGAGAAACCGGAGCCUCGUCCGCAUCCUGGGUAAACAUCAUGUGAAUGGCAAUAGUAUGGUCGAACCUUUUCCAGAGGGAUUGCACAUGGCAAUAUUUGGUAUGGGCUGCUUCUGGGGAGCAGAGAGGAAAUUUUGGAGGCAGAAAGGAGUCUACUCAACUCACGUGGGUUAUGCAGGAGGACACACCCCGAAUCCCACCUAUGAAGAGGUUUGUUCAGGGAGAACCGGCCAUACCGAAGCGGUGCGAGUGGUAUUUCAGCCCGACACCAUCCGCUUUGAGGAACUGCUCAAGGUCUUCUGGGAGAAUCAUGACCCGACACAAGGGAUGCGGCAGGGAAAUGACGUCGGCACACAGUAUCGGUCUGCUCUCUACACGUUCUCGGCGGAACAGAUGGAGGCUGCCUUGAGAUCCAAGGAAGAGUACCAAAAGGUGUUGACGGAGAAAGGCUUUGGUGCCAUCACAACCGAAAUCCGCGAGGCUCCUCCGUUCUAUUAUGCUGAAGAAUACCACCAGCAGUACCUCAGCAAGAACCCGAAUGGCUAUUGCGGACUUGGAGGCACCGGGGUUUCUUGCCCUUUUGGUCUUAGAGGGUGAUCCUUACCCACGUGACAACAUCAGCGCCUUGGAACAAGAUGUCAAUGGCAAAGGAAUGUGCUUUGGAUUUGUGCUGCAGCUUGGCUACGAUCUUCGGUGAAUGAAAUCAAUGCCACCUAUCCACAAGGAAAGGCUGAGAGCGGAGCGACGCAUACAGCAAAGCGACAGGUUUGCAGUCCUCCUUGGACUGUACCAUUUCCAACUCUAGCCAGGAGAAAUCACAAUUCUGAGUUUUCCCUAAACAAAUAAAAACAAACCCUGCAUAUAGAAAAUGGGCGCAUCAGGAGAAGGUCCUAACCCAUCCUGGGGUAUUAACCUAGCCUGGCAUACCAGUUUUCUACAUACAAGGAGUUCUGGGGGGUGGGGUGGCUUUUUAGACCCACCGUUUUGAAAGAAAACGUUGGGGAAUUUCUUCCACCAUAGUAAAAGGAGCAGAAUUUCUUCUGCCCUUUGACAGGGGACGAAUGGCCCCCUGAAAAUGGGGAAGCAAAUCCAGUUCUUGGGUUGUUGUGCAACCCACCCACCCCCACCUGCAGUCUGAAGUGGCGCAGUCCAGGAAGGCCUGUACUAUGCAAUUUCGCAGAAUAUUUAUGCACCAGACUCUCACCACUGCCAUCUAUGUUGACAUACUCUAGGGUGACCAUAUGAAAAGGAGGACAGGGCUCCUGUAUCUUUAACAGUUGUCUAGAAAAUGUAAUUUCAGCAGGAGACAUUUGUAUGCAUGCAGCACCAGGUGAAAUUCCCUCUUCAUCACAACAGUUAAAGCUGCAGGAGCCCUGCCCUCUUUUGUACCUUGUCAAAAGUGCAGGGCUCCUGUAUCUUUAAAAGUUGUAUAGAAAAUGUGAUUUUGGCAGGUGUCGUUUGUACACAUGCAGCACCUGGUGAAAUCCCCUCUUCAUCACAGCAGUUAAAGCUGCAGGAGCCCUGCCCUCUUUUGUGUCUGUUCAAGAAGGCAGGGCUCCUGCAGAUUUAACAGUUGUGAUGAAGAGGGGAUUUCACUAGGUGCUGCAUGCAUACAAAUGACACCUGCUGAAAUUCCCUUUUCUAGGCAACUGUUAAAGAUACAGGAGCCCUGUCCUCCUUUCCAUAUGGUCACCCCAACAUACUCCCUGUGAUCCUAGGGUUUGGUUGGGUGUUCCACACUGUAUACAUCUACAAAUGUCUAUGCUAGAACAGGAAUCUGAAGAGAUGAGACAAAGAUGUGCGUUCCAGGGAAGGAGGCGGAAGCGAUGACACACCAGACCAUGGGAGGAAGCCACUGGGAGUGGAUUUGGAGUGGAGAAGCAGCAGGCAAAGGCAUCCACCCACACUCCUCAACCCACGCCUUCUUCCCUCUAAAUCCCCAAAUUUGUUAUUCAUUUCAGAACUGGUGCCAGAGUUCAGUUACACCCAUUUCCCGUUAGUUACGCCCUUAGCGCUCUGCUGGAUGGUGGCGACCAUUUGUUCGUGUGCUACUCUCGCAGGGCUUAAGGAUUUCCAAAUCCCUGGUUUGAAAUCCCAGGCUGUCUUCGUAGCUGUGGCAUAAAGCUUCUGUUAUCCCCUUGAGAUGAUGAGGGCGUGGGCAGAAGAUAAGUGGGAAAAUCGAGAACUUUCACUUUGGGGGAAUCCCGUCACCGAUGGAGCUGCAGGGCUUCGCUCUUGCGGUACAAAAAGGGAAACUUGCAGUUCCGUAAGCUCUUCCACUCAUGGGGACCUUUAUAUUAUUGCCCCUGUGUCAUUGUGCAAGAAUGUCUGAGAAUGCAAUAAAGGGUAAUAAUCCGCUAACGAAAA
Elgaria multicarinata webbii is the source of this 2545-nucleotide messenger RNA. RefSeq names its product methionine sulfoxide reductase A (gene MSRA). The transcript has 6 exons. Lineage: Eukaryota; Metazoa; Chordata; Lepidosauria; Squamata; Anguidae. Gene Ontology annotation, molecular function: peptide-methionine (S)-S-oxide reductase activity. Gene Ontology annotation, biological process: cellular response to oxidative stress. Gene Ontology annotation, cellular component: cytoplasm. Bases 68 to 775 code for a protein of 235 amino acids. The record is from RefSeq and is a predicted model, not a curated record.